AUGAGCGCUCAGCCCCACGAGCGCUCAGCCCCACGAGCGCUCAGCCCCACGAGCUCUCAGCCCCACGAGCGCUCAGCCCCACGAGCGCUCAGCCCCACGAGCGCUGAGCCCCACGAGCGCUCAGCCCCACGAGCGCUGAGCCCCACGAGCGCUCAGCCCCACGAGCGCUCAGCCCCACGAGCGCUCAGCCCCACGAGCGCUCAGCCCCACGAGCGCUCAGCCCCACGAGCGCUGAGCCCCACGAGCGCUCAGCCCCACGAGCGCUCAGCCCCACGAGCGCUCAGCCCCACGAGCGCUCAGCCCCACGAGCGCUCAGCCCCACGAGCGCUCAGCCCCACGAGCGCUCAGCCCCACAAGCGCUGA
Molecule: messenger RNA, 363 nt
Organism: Zonotrichia leucophrys gambelii
Lineage: Eukaryota; Metazoa; Chordata; Aves; Passeriformes; Passerellidae
Exons: 1
Coding region: 1-363 (120 amino acids)
Source: RefSeq, a predicted model, not a curated record